Messenger RNA from Leptopilina boulardi, 798 nucleotides. RefSeq names its product prostatic spermine-binding protein-like. The transcript is spliced from 5 exons. The coding region runs from base 1 to 798 and encodes 265 amino acids. The record is from RefSeq and is a predicted model, not a curated record. NCBI's taxonomy places the organism in Eukaryota, Metazoa, Arthropoda, Insecta, Hymenoptera, Figitidae.
AUGGUGAUGAUCAUGGUCAAGAAUUUUGAUGAUCAUAAGGAUGCUAAUCAGAAGGAUGAUCGUACUAAUUGUGAUUAUAAUGCUGAUGAUCAUAAAUUUGGUAAUGAUUAUGAUUAUGUUUAUGUUGAUGAUGAUCAUAAUGAAAAUGAUCAUAAUGAUGAUGAUCAUGUUCAGGGUGAUAAUUAUCUUGAUAAUAAUGGUCAUGAUGAUGUUCAUAAUGCUAAUGGUUAUAAUGAUUAUGAUCAUAAUGAUGAUGAUCCUAAUGAUGAUCAUAAUGAUCCUGAUCAUAAUGAUGAUCAUGGUCAAGGAUAUAUCAUUAUGGUCAAGGUGAUGAUUAUCAUGAUGAUGAUCGAUGAUUGGGUUGGUGAUCAUACUAAUUGUGAUCACAAGGAUGAUGAUCAUGAUUAUAAUGAUUAUAAAUAUGAUGAUCAGCAUGAUGAUUAUCAUGAUGAUGAUCAUGAUGAUGAUGAUCAUAAAUAUGAUGAUGAUCAUGAUGAUCAUGAUAAUAAUGGUCAUGAAAAUGAUAAUUAUGAAGAUAAUGGUUAUGAUGAUAUUGAUCAUGUUUAUGGUGAUCAUGAUGAUGAUCAUGAUAAAGAUCAUGAUGAUAAUGAUCAUAAUGGUAAUGAUCAUAAUGGUGAUGAUCAUGAUCAUAAAUAUAAUCAUCAUGUUUAUGGUGAUCAUGAUGAUGAUGGUUAUGAUAAUGAUAAUCAUGAUGAUGUUACAUCCCGAGCAAAAGGCGAGGCUUUCGAUAUUCAAGUCAAAGGUCAGCCUAUGCGAUUCGAUACAAGUGAGAAGUAG